This is a messenger RNA of Talaromyces stipitatus ATCC 10500, 2024 nucleotides long. Its product is annotated as MFS alpha-glucoside transporter, putative. The transcript is spliced from 2 exons. The coding region runs from base 259 to 1947 and encodes 562 amino acids. Gene Ontology annotation, molecular function: carbohydrate:proton symporter activity. The record is from RefSeq and is a predicted model, not a curated record. Gene Ontology annotation, cellular component: membrane. Lineage: Eukaryota; Fungi; Ascomycota; Eurotiomycetes; Eurotiales; Trichocomaceae. Gene Ontology annotation, biological process: carbohydrate transport; transmembrane transport.
ACGAGAUUUUUGUCUAGUCAACCUAUUCAAUUAAUCAGAUUAUUCUGACUUGUUACGGACAACGGUUUCCGUGUUCAGAAAUCAGAAGAGAAACAGACAGAAAUCCCCCACUCCUAUCAGCGUCCGUCGCAAACUCUGCCCGCAUUUAUAGACCCACGAAUUCCCUCCCGGCUUUUCUCUUUUCUUCAUCAUCUCUCAUACAUCCUGAGUCUCUUCCUCCUCCUGAUUGUCAAGCCGAGCUACACAGUUAACCCCGCCAUGGCCACCGACGACAAACUCGUCGUCGAAACCACCAACCCGACCGACGAAAAAGGACUCUCCUCUCAAGAUAUCUCCCUCGAAAAACCAUCCUCAAUGGACCGCCUAAUCGCCGACGCAAAAGCCGCCACCGACAAAGAACACAAAAUGACUUUACUUCAGGGAAUCAGACUAUAUCCCAAAGCCGUGUUUUGGAGUAUACUGAUUUCCUCGUGUAUUGUUAUGGAAGGGUAUGAUAUUAGUCUUGUGGGGAAUUUGUAUGGGUUUCCGGCUUUCAAUAGGAAGUAUGGGGAGCUGGGUGCUGAUGGGACGUAUCAGAUUCCUGCUAGGUGGCAAUCGGGUUUGAGUAAUGGUGCCGCGGUGGGGGAAAUUAUUGGAUUAUUUAUUAAUGGUUAUGUCUCGGAACGAUUUGGAUAUCGAUAUACCGUCAUGAGCUGUUUGGUUCUGAUUGCGGCGUUUACGGCAAUCUUCUUCACAGCUCAGAAUGUGCAAACCCUGCUAGCCGCCGAGAUUCUCUGCGGUGUUCCAUGGGGGGUCUUCCAGACAUUGACCGUCACGUAUGCAUCUGAAGUCUGCCCCGUGGCUCUACGAAGCUAUUUGACAUGCUACGUCAACGUGUGCUGGGGAAUCGGCCAAGUCAUCGGAGUAGGCGUGAUCAAAGCCAUGCUCAAUCGCGACGAUCAAUGGGCAUAUCGCAUCCCGUACGCCCUGCAAUGGAUGUGGCCACUACCUUUAUUCAUCGGAGUCUGGUUUGCACCUGAAUCACCCUGGUGGCUCGUCCGCAGAGGUCGCGUCGAAGACGCAAAAAAAGCCCUUCUCCGAUUGACCAGUCUGAACAAAGAGACCAAUUUUGAUGCAAACGAGACUAUCGCCAUGAUGGUCCACACCACCGCCUUGGAACAGAAAAUCACCUCUGGCGCGAGUUACUGGGAUUGUUUCAAGGGCACCGACCGCCGUCGUACGGAGAUUGUAUGCAUGGUCUGGGCUAUUCAGAAUCUCAGCGGAAAUUCAUUCUCAAAUUAUUCCACAUAUUUCCUCGAACAAGCCGGUCUGAGCUCGUCGGAUUCCUACUCUUUUGCUCUGGGCCAGUACGGUAUCAACAUAGUCGGCGUAUUUGGUGCCUGGGCUCUGAUGGCAUGGGGUGUCGGUCGUCGAUCACUCUAUCUCUUUGGUCUAUGCGGUUUGUUCUCCAUGUUGUUCGUCAUGGGAUUUUUGGGUCUUGUCCCCGCAUCACAUCGUACCCAGGGCGCACUCGCCACGGGAUCAAUGAUGAUUAUUUGGGCUCUUUUCUAUCAAUGCUCCGUCGGAACAGUGUGCUACUCCCUCGUCUCGGAACUUUCCACCCGUCGUCUGCAGAUCAAAUCCGUCGUCCUCGCCAGAAACUUAUAUAACGUUGUCGGAAUUAUCACGGGAGUCUUGACACCAUAUAUGCUGAACCCCACGGCAUGGAACUGGAGUAACUAUGCCGGCUUCUUCUGGGCUGGAUUGUGUUUCUUGUGUAUUGUAUACACUUAUUUCCGUGUCCCCGAACCCAGUGGUCGCACGUUUGCUGAGUUGGAUGCUCUAUUUGAGAAAGGGGUUAGUGCGAGGCAGUUUGCGUCGACGCAGAUUAAUGUCUUUGAGGAGGAGGUUGAUAAGGGCGUCGGUGAUACUUAUAAGGAUGUUUUUGAGCACGAGAUGAAAUGCUAGAGUACCACGGUUAGCCUUGCGGUGUUUGUAAAUAUUAGUUGAAGUCUGACGAGUAUUUAAUGUGAUAAAUCUGUUAU